AUGACGCACAAAUGGUGGAAGAACGCGAUUGGAUAUCAAAUAUGGCCAGCUUCGUUCAAGGACAGUAACGCAGAUGGAUGGGGCGAUAUUCCUGGAAUCAUCAGCAAGCUGGAUCAUCUCAAAGACCUUGGAGUGGAUUUGAUCUGGAUAUCUCCUGUAUACGCUUCGCCUCAGCAUGACUUUGGGUACGAUGUCGCGAAUUACGAAGCUAUCGACGAACGAUAUGGCUCUCUGGAAGAUGUGGACAACUUGAUUCGGGAAUCGAACAAACGCGGCAUGAAAGUCAUCAUGGAUCUCGUCAUCAAUCACACCAGUAUUCAACAUGCGUGGUUUACCGAGAGCAAGAAGUCACAGCAAAACAAGUACAGCGACUGGUAUAUCUGGCGGGAUCCAAAGUACGACGCUCACGGAACGCGGCGUCCUCCCAACAAUUGGGCGAAUGCCUCCCAAUUCGGCGGUGGUAGCGCUUGGGAAUACGUUCCUGAGCGGGACCAAUACUAUUUCCAUCUCUGCGUGCCAGAGCAGCCGGACCUGAAUUGGUACAACGCGGAGAUGCGACAAGCUGUGUACGAGAGUGCUGUGGAAUUUUGGUUGAAGCGAGGGAUCGCAGGCUUCCGAGUGGACAUCGUUGGUUUCUACUGGAAAGAUCCGAGCUUCCCAGACAAUGACUGCGGCGAAGAGUUGCAGCCCAUGGAAGCCAAGUACAUCAUGAAUGGUCCACUCGUCCAUGUAUGGUUGAAGGAAAUCCGACAGAAGAUCACCGAAUUGUUCGGUCACGAUAUCGUUUUGAUUGGUGAACUUCCGAUGACAACCAGGGACGAAUGUUUGAGGUACGUCUCUCCCGGGUCACAAGAACUGGACAUGACCCUCGAGAUGGAUGUCUUCCUGGUCGGAGAAGAUCCAAAUUCCACGAGUUGCGACCGCGAGCGUAUGGCAUUGCCAGUGAUCAAGGACUGCAUUUCAAAAUCGCAAAGCUUGAUCGAUGACGGAGGCUGGACCACAGCAUUUCUGGAAAACCACGAUUAUGGACGCAGUGUCUCUCGCUUCGGACCAGGAGAUGGCCCGUACAGGGACACAGCGGCAAAAAUGAUGGCCCUGCUGGUUGGCGCUUUAUCUGGAACAAUGUUCAUCUAUCAAGGAGAGGAGAUCGGCAUGACGAGCCCUACACACUGGAAUCAGCACGACUGGAGAGAUCCGGCUGAUGUCCGCCGAAUGCGCGAGUUCGAAGAAGCAGGAGACUUUGAGUCACUUGAGAAGUGGCUUCAUAACGCUCGCUUGUGGGGUCGCGAUAACGCCAGGACACCGGUGCAAUGGUCCGCUGCGGAACAUGCUGGCUUCAGCGACGCUGAGCCUUGGAUCCGUGUCAACGAGAACUACGUCGAGGUCAAUGCUGCUGAUCAAGUUGGUCGUGUGGGAAGUGUGUUGGAGUUCUGGAAAGGCAUGAUUUGGUUGAGGAAGCAGCACUUGGAAGUGCUUGUACAUGGGCGGUUCAGCUUGCUGGACCGUGAAAACGAAAAGGUCUUUGCGUUUCUGAAGAGUAGCCGAGCAGAUGAGAGGCAGCAGAUGAAGAUUGUUUGCAACUUCUCUGACGACGAAGUCAAUAUUCCGACUCCUUCCGCUUUGCAGCAGCAGAUCUGGGAGCUGGAGUUGAGCACAAGUCCUGAGGGUGAUCCCGCGAGACUGCGACCAUGGGAGGGCAGAUUGUACCGUCUUGCCGCAUAG
Molecule: messenger RNA, 1722 nt
Organism: Zymoseptoria tritici IPO323
Lineage: Eukaryota; Fungi; Ascomycota; Dothideomycetes; Mycosphaerellales; Mycosphaerellaceae
Gene: MgAMY1
Product: putative alpha-amylase
Exons: 1
Coding region: 1-1722 (573 amino acids)
Biological process (GO): oligosaccharide catabolic process
Molecular function (GO): alpha-amylase activity
Source: RefSeq, a predicted model, not a curated record